Molecule: messenger RNA, 447 nt
Organism: Closterium sp. Yama58-4
Lineage: Eukaryota; Viridiplantae; Streptophyta; Zygnematophyceae; Desmidiales; Closteriaceae
Source: the annotation of a GenBank genome assembly
AUGCCUUCUCGCAGGGAAAUCCUGCCCGACGUUGGUGAUGUCACGCCUUCCGUCGCCCCGCGUGGGGGACUCUCCGUCAUCAGCGAUAUCACACUCUCCGCCGCCCCGCGUCAUGGGAUACUCUUCCUUGUCAGCUGCGGCGCGCCUUCCGCCGCCCCGUGCCGUGGGGGAUCCUUCGUCGUCAGUCACGCCGCGCUUUUCGCCGCCCCGCGCAGUGGGGGAUUCUUCACUGCCAGCCGCCUCACGCCUCCCGCCGCCCCGCGCAGUGGGGAAUUCUUCCUCGUCAGUCGCGCCAUGCCUUCCGCCGCCCCGCGCAGUGGGGGAUUCUUCGUUGUUGCUGAUGUCACGUCCUCCACCGCCUUGAGCAGGCUGGGGUUCUUCCCCUCCAUACUCGUCGCCCUGCUCGCUGGCGACAUCCAUCUCCAUAUCGCAUCGUGGCGCUCUUGA